AUGUGGUACCUACGAAAUAAACACUUAAACGUUGUCGAACCUGUGCCAUGGACGACGCCGAGUUCGGAUCCGUUCUCCUCCCCCUCAGCGCCGGCGCCGGCGACGACGUGCGACGCGGGGUGCGGGCGCCCGGCGAGCGUGUGCGUGUGCGCGCACCUCCCCACGUCGCCGAUCCCCACCGCCGCCACCGUCGUCGUCCUCCACCACCCCCACGAGCUCCGCCGCAACCGCCUUGCGACGCUCCCCCUCCUCUCCCGCUCCCUCCUCCGCCUCGUGCCCGUCCCCGGGCGCCGCCUCCGCCCCGGCUCCUCCCCGCUCCUCGACUCCCGCCCCUCCCCGACCCUCUUCCUCUUCCCCGGCCCCCGCGCCAUCGACCUCGCGCGGUGGGCCGCGGCCACGCCGCCGAGGGACCGCGCGUCGCCGGUGCUCGUGGUGUUCGACGGGACGUGGGCGCAGGCGCGGGAGAUGGCCGCGGCGAGCCUCCCGUUCCUGGAGGGGUUCGCGACGUGGGUCACGCUCGGGGGCGGGUUCGACGAGGGGACGGGGGAGGAGGGGGCGAGCGCGUGGGACUCGGAGCUCGUGCUGAAGAAGGAGCCGCACAAGGGGUGCGUGAGCACCGCGGAGGCGGUGGCGAGGGCGCUCAGGGUGCUGGAGCCCGAGGGGCAGGGGGCCGAGUUGGAGGCGGCGCUGCUCAAGGCGCUGAGGGCCAUGGCGGGGUUCCAAGCGUCCUACAUGAAGCCCAUGAAGCCGAGGCCGAGGUUGACGAAGAAGACGAAGGAGAAGGAGAAGGAGAUGUCGAAGAGGGACGAGGAAGAGCCCGGAGAUUGAUACUGCGUUCUAGGUGUUCGAUGAAAUUUCUGAGAGAAUAUAAUUCAUUCAAUUUGAUUCUAAAUACUCCGUAAUAUUCAAAUCUCAAAGCACCUUUUUUUU
Molecule: messenger RNA, 930 nt
Organism: Ananas comosus (pineapple)
Lineage: Eukaryota; Viridiplantae; Streptophyta; Magnoliopsida; Poales; Bromeliaceae
Product: DTW domain-containing protein 2
Exons: 2
Coding region: 1-828 (275 amino acids)
Source: RefSeq, a predicted model, not a curated record